AUGGCCCGUCUCAGCAUCUCCGCUCUCGUCCUCUGCCUCGUCCUGGCCCUGAUGGCAACCGCCCAGCCAGUCAAGCGCGAGGACCCUCUAGCCCUCAGCGGCAACGACUUCGACGCCAAGGUCGCCGAGGAUCUGGCUGCCCAGUCCCUCCAGUCCGCCAGCGAAAUGAUCGACCAGAUGACUGAGAAGGCCAACAAGGACGACAAGAACAAGACCCCGACCUCCAGCGCCGCUGCUGCCGCUCCCUCCUCCAGCACCGCCCACACGACCGAGAACAAGGAGCAGCCUGAGCCUUCGGCUACGACCCCGACCACCUCCUCUGAGGCCACCCCCGUUGAGUCCCCCAAGGCCAGCUCCUCGCACAUCGUCAACGACGACCCCCUAUCCAACAUCCCUCUCAUCGGUGGCCUGCUCAGCGGUGGCGGUCUGAUCUGAGCGUGAGGAGAGUUGCGAUUAUUUUUCCGGGUGGUUGGUUUUGUCAAAUCAGAUCGGAUCGGAUCUGAUUCUUCUCCAUGCGUUCUGGGCUUUACGUGGGAUGACAG
This is a messenger RNA of Aspergillus heteromorphus CBS 117.55, 542 nucleotides long. RefSeq lists its product as uncharacterized. Bases 1 to 435 code for a protein of 144 amino acids. NCBI's taxonomy places the organism in Eukaryota, Fungi, Ascomycota, Eurotiomycetes, Eurotiales, Aspergillaceae. The record is from RefSeq and is a predicted model, not a curated record. The transcript is spliced from 2 exons.